This is a messenger RNA of Syngnathoides biaculeatus (alligator pipefish), 2125 nucleotides long. It is a transcript of the gene nfil3-6, whose product is annotated as nuclear factor, interleukin 3 regulated, member 6. Bases 295 to 1449 code for a protein of 384 amino acids. Gene Ontology annotation, cellular component: nucleus. The transcript has 2 exons. NCBI's taxonomy places the organism in Eukaryota, Metazoa, Chordata, Actinopteri, Syngnathiformes, Syngnathidae. Gene Ontology annotation, biological process: regulation of DNA-templated transcription; circadian rhythm. The record is from RefSeq and is a predicted model, not a curated record. Gene Ontology annotation, molecular function: DNA-binding transcription factor activity; DNA binding.
GGCUUAUGUGAGCGGUCACUCGGGAGGCGGCCCCAGAGUCCAAUUUACACGCAAAACGGGGGCCCGACACGGUUCGUGCGAGGAUAGAGACCGUCCCGAGCUGAACUCCGCUUUACAAAUAAGGGGCCGUGCCCUUCCAAGUGGAGCAGAGCGACGAACAGCGCGGCUGAUCUCAUUUUAAGUGAAACAAGACAGCAGAGCGCAUCUGCAGCCAUCGAGUGCGCAUCUUCCCGAAGUUCCAUCACAGGUCGCACUGUUGUUGCAGUUUGACUCCAACUCGGUGGUCCAUUCUCAAUGUUUGAGGAGGCGUCCCAAGAGAUGAGGGUGCAGCAGGAUGGAGCAAGGCUCCACUCCCUGGAGUCCCCAGGAGAAGGAGCGGGAGGACCUCUUUCCUUUCCCGAUGAUACCAUGUCGGUCCUAACCUCCAGCAACCUGUUGGCCCGCUCCCUGCUGGGUCGCAGCACCGCCGUCAAGCGCAAAGAAAGUCCCUCGUCCAGCAUUCGGCGUAAGCGCGAGUUCAUCCCGCUCGAAAAGAAGGACGAAGGCUACUGGGACAAGAGAAAAAAGAACAAUGAGGCAGCCAAGCGCUCGCGAGAAAAGCGCCGUGUGAACGACAUGGUUUUGGAGAGUCGCGUUCUGGCCCUGCUGGAGGAGAACACUCGCCUCCGGGCCGAGCUCUUGGCUCUCAAGUUCCGAUUUGGUUUGGUGAAAGACCCGUCCACGGCGUCCAUCCUGCCCCUCUCCGCGCCUCCUCCUCCUCACACUCCUCCCAGCGCGACUCCCCACUAUUAUCUCCUCAACACCUCAUCCCCACACGCCAACAACCAGACGGGUCCGCCGAGCGGACGGGGCUCCAGAGAUGGUGGCAACCUGUCAGAAGACUCGGGGUUCUCCACUCCAGGUGGCUCCAGCGUGGGCAGCCCAGUCUACUUUGAAGACCGGCUAAGCGACCACGGCAAAUCCUCGCCACACAGAGCAGAGGAGAUGGACAUCUACCACUCCCCCGCCGACGCCCACCACACGAAGGUGGACCAAGCUGAGGCUAUGAAGAACCUCCCCCAUAAGCUGCGAUUCAAGACCCCCGGUAACGGUGAACCGGGCGACGCUGCAGGCGAUGCCAACACCACUCGACGCAGCCCGGCGCCUCCUGCAGCGGAGGGUCCCCGAGAGAGCCCAAAAGUCCAAGAACUGAUUGGCGGAGAUCCGGGAGAGGGCCACUCGGGCCUGUGGCUUCCUCUGCAGGGUGAUGCGCCCAGGAGGGGGAGACAGUCACCCCACUACGCCACCUCGCCCUCAAACUACAACAUGCAGCCUGCUGCUCAAGGGCACACUGAAGUCAAGUAUCAGCACGAGAACCACUACCUGAAGUCUCAGCUCAGCUCUUUGAGCAAGGAGGUGGCUCAGCUGAAGAAACUUUUCACAGAGCAGCUCAUGGCUAACGUCAACUGAGAACUAUCUUUCCCAAUAAGAAGUUGCCCAAAGAGGGUGUUUUACUCGCCGACCUGAAACCUCUAACAAUGUGAUGAUUUUUUUUUUUUUCAAAUAAUGUAUUUUUUGUAAUAAAUGUCUAUAUAUAUUUCUCGUAGUCUGCUGUUUAGUUUGCACGCCCCUGGCACGGAGCGUCCUACUCGUGUCAGGUGUACAGUGUUCCUCCAUUAUUCACAGUGGUUUAGGGAAGGCAAAUGGGGAAAUUAUAUUAAUUGACGGCCUCCCAAAAAUUUGUAUUAUUGCCUUGUCGAUGCUACAAGAUGGCAGUAAAGUCAUACUUAAAUAGCUUGGCCCUGAUCAUAAAAACACUAAAUCGGUGAUUUCUUUCAGGAAAUAAUGAGGAUGACAUUCCCCCCCCCCCCCCACAAAAAAAAAAAUGAACCACGAAUAUGCGGGGGUUCACUGUUCAUUAAUUUCUGUAUUCCAAUGCACUGUGAACAACUAAAGACAACAUGGAACAUUUUCAGCAGGCAUUUUGACAUAUGAGAAGUGCAAAAGUUUGUAGUUCUGACUUCAUAGGAUUCCAAAAGUUUUGCGCUGUUGAAGCACGUGAGAUUUAAUCAUGAACAUUUAGUAGGUAGAACGGUUUAGGUGCAGACAGAAUCGACGUCAACAAGUAAAACUCAGUACUCACAAA